This is a messenger RNA of Nothoprocta perdicaria, 2827 nucleotides long. RefSeq names its product solute carrier family 4 member 1 (Diego blood group) (gene SLC4A1). Lineage: Eukaryota; Metazoa; Chordata; Aves; Tinamiformes; Tinamidae. The coding region runs from base 42 to 2738 and encodes 898 amino acids. Gene Ontology annotation, molecular function: solute:inorganic anion antiporter activity; bicarbonate transmembrane transporter activity; monoatomic anion transmembrane transporter activity. Gene Ontology annotation, cellular component: plasma membrane; basolateral plasma membrane. Gene Ontology annotation, biological process: monoatomic anion transport; bicarbonate transport; transmembrane transport. The transcript is spliced from 19 exons. The record is from RefSeq and is a predicted model, not a curated record.
CUGGGAGCCAGCGCGGCCACGGCAGGGCCCUGCGAGGAGCCAUGGAGGGGCCAGGCCAGGACGACUACGAGGAAGUGAUGCGGAAAAACCUGGACCCUGAAGGCUACGAAGACCCUGGCAUACGGACCCCAUCCAUCUCACUGGGGGAGAUGAGCACUCCGUCAGAGACCGAUGUGGACCUGGAGGCGGCGGGGAGCAGGCGGCCCGUGUCCCGGCGGGACACCCAUGAGGGCUACGUGGAGCUGCACGAGCUGCGCCCGACGGAGAAGUGCUGGAUGGAGGCCGGCCGCUGGCUCUGGCUGGACGAGGACGCCCAGGAGGGCGGCCCCGUGCCCUUCCUGACCUGCCGCAGCUUGCAGGACAUCAGCCGGGCGCUGGGCACAGGCACCGUGCUCCUGGACGUGGCGGCCACGUCGCUGGAGGACGUUGCCCGCUCGCUGGUCGACCAGAUGGUCAAAGAGGGGCAGGUGAAGGCCAAGGAGCACAAGGCCGUCCUGAAGACCCUGCUGCUGCAGCACAAGCACCCCAGCAAGGGCGAGAGGAGAGAGGAGCUGGAGAAGGUGCCGCGGGAGCAACAGCCCAUGGAGAUGUCACUGCUGGCGCACGGCGCGGCCGAGCCCCUGCUCCCCGGCAAGGUCCCCAAGGACGCCGAGGCCUCGCUGGUGCUCGUGGGCUCCGUGCCCGCCCUGGAGCAGCCGGUGCUGGCCUUCGUGCGCCUGAAGGAGGCGGCGGUGCUGGACGCGGUGCUGGCGGUGCCGCUGCCCGUGCGCUUCCUCGUCGUGCUGCUGGGCCCCAAGAGCCGCCACGUGAGCUACGGCGAGAUCGGCCACGCCGUGGCCACCAUGAUGUCCGACCGGGUGUUCCGCCGCGACGCCUCCCUGGCCGAGAGCCGCCAGGAGCUGCUGCGCGCCGUGGACUCCUUCCUGGAGGCCAGCGUGGUGCUGCUGCCCGCCGAGGCGCAGGACGAGGAGCAGCUGCAGGGGCUGCUGCCGCUGCGGCGGGAGCUGCUGCGCCGCCGCUACCAGAGCCCCCAGCAGCCGCCCGGCAGCGGCUCCCCCUUGGAGCCGGGGUUCAAGCAGCCGCUGGCACCGGCGGCGGAGGACGACGACCCCCUGAAGCGAACGGGGCGGCCGUUYGGGGGGCUGGUGCGGGACAUCCGCCGCCGCUACCCCAAGUAUCUCAGCGACAUCACGGACGCCCUGAACCCCCAGUGCUUGGCCGCCGUCAUCUUCAUCUACUUCGCCGCCCUGUCACCAGCUGUCACCUUCGGAGGCCUGCUGAAUGAGAAGACCCGGGGUAUGAUGGGGGUGUCGGAGCUGCUCAUUGCCACGUGCGUGCAGUGCGUCCUCUUCAGCCUGCUCAGCGCCCAGCCCCUGCUUGUCGUCGGCUUCUCGGGGCCCCUGCUUGUCUUCGAGGAGUCCUUCUUCACGUUCUGCGAGAGCAACAACCUGGACUACCUCGUGGGCCGCGUCUGGGUGGGCUUCUGGCUCAUCCUGCUCGUGCUGGUGGUGGUGGCCUGCGAGGGCAGCAUCCUGGUGCGCUACCUCUCCCGCUACACCCAGGAGAUCUUCUCCUUCCUCAUCUCCCUCAUCUUCAUCUACGAGACCUUCGACAAGCUCAUCACGAUCUUCAAGAUGCACCCGCUGCAGCGUCACCACAACGUGACGCCCACGCUGAGCCCCGGCGCGAACCCCGUGGCGGAGCCCAACACGGCGCUGCUCUCCCUCGUGCUCAUGGCCGGCACCUUCUUCCUGGCUCUCUUCCUCCGCCAGUUCAAGAACAGCAUGUUCCUGCCCGGCAAGGUCCGCCGCUUGGUCGGAGACUUCGGGGUGCCCAUUUCCAUCUUCCUCAUGACGCUCGUUGACUUCUUCAUCAAGGACACGUACACACAGAAACUGAAGGUGCCCAAAGGCCUGGAGCUCACCAACGGGACCGCCCGUGAAUGGUUCAUCCACCCCUUGGGCAAAAACCACUCAUUCCCCACCUGGAUGAUGUUCGCUGCCGUGGUGCCGGCCCUCUUGGUCUUCAUCCUCAUCUUCCUCGAGACGCAGAUCACAACCCUCAUCGUCAGCAAGCCCGAGCGCAAGCUGGUGAAGGGCUCGGGCUUCCACCUGGACCUGCUGCUCAUCGUGGGCAUGGGCGGCGUGGCGGCGCUCUUCGGCAUGCCCUGGCUCAGCGCCACCACCGUGCGCACCAUCACGCACGCCAACGCGCUCACCAUCAUGAGCAAGGCCUCGGCGCCCGACGACAAGCCCCAGAUCCUGGAGGUCAAGGAGCAGCGCAUCAGCGGCUUGCUGGUGGCCGUGCUCAUCGGCGUCUCCAUCCUCAUGGAGCCCAUCCUGAAGUACAUCCCGCUGGCUGUGCUCUUCGGCAUCUUCCUCUACAUGGGCGUCACCUCCCUCUUCGGCAUCCAGCUCUUUGACCGCAUCCUGUUCAUGUUGAUGCCACCCAAGUAUCACCCCGAUGAGCCCUAUGUGAAAGUGGUGAAGACGUGGCGCAUGCACCUCUUCACCUUCACCCAGAUCGUCACCCUGGCCGUGCUGUGGGCCGUGAAGUCUACGAAGGCCUCGCUGGCCUUGCCCUUCAUCCUCAUCCUCACCGUGCCGCUCCGCCGCUUCCUGCUGCCCAGGAUCUUCCAGGAGACUGAGCUCCGAUGCCUGGACGCCGACAGCGCCACCGUCACCUUGGACGAGGUGGAGGGCAAGGACGUGUACGACGAGGUGCAGAUGCCCAGCUAAGGCGGGGGACAGGGGUCCGCUCCGGCCCGCCACGAGCACCCGCUCCCCGCCCUGCAAUAGGAGUAUUUUUAAAUAGGAAAUAUUUUAAA